ACUUUUGUACACUUACACUACAAUGACAACAGUCUAAUUUUAUAAAUAAAAUAUUCUUUGUAUAUAAAUAAUAAAUUUAUAAAAUCGUAUAAUAAUGUCUGCGAAUAAAAUUAAAAAUUUUAUUAUAAAUAAUAGUGUUGCCAUUGUAAUGAUUCCUACAGUAAUUGGUUUACAUUGGGGUUGGAAUGAAAUACAACAUAAUGAUAAAUUUGUUAAACCUAGCGAACGAAAAGAAUUACCAAUUAUGAUCAUUCUGCAACGAACGAAGCAAAAUAUCAAAGAUUAUUUCGUUAAAGAUGAUCCGGUAGAUAAAUAGCCUUAGUAGUAUUUAUGUGGAUGAAUGUUGGCAUCAAAUAAUUUCCGUUAUUGAAGUAUGUAAAUAAAUAAAGUGUUAUGUAUUUAUUAUUUUGUAUUCGAUGGAUACCCCACGAACGCGUAGAGUCUUAAUUAUAUCCUUUUCAAAUUGUAAAUGAUUUAAGGAAUGUGUGUAGGAAUGUGUACAAUUUUAUUAAUUAAUAAAAAAAUUUUAAUUUGA
Messenger RNA from Chrysoperla carnea, 535 nucleotides. RefSeq lists its product as uncharacterized. Bases 95 to 316 code for a protein of 73 amino acids. The record is from RefSeq and is a predicted model, not a curated record. Lineage: Eukaryota; Metazoa; Arthropoda; Insecta; Neuroptera; Chrysopidae. The transcript has 2 exons.